UUUCAUCUGCUCAACCUUGGUGAUCUUCCGAUCGCUUUCUCUUCCGUUCAAAAUUUUGUCUGCUACCUCAUCAUCAUUUUCGUCUCCCUCUUAUUCAAAGUUUCGGAAUCCAUUGUUUUAUGAGUAUCAUCGUCACCGUUCUGAUCUCUCCCCCUCUCUCUCUCGCAACCGAUGGUAUAAAUCGACAGAGAAGACACAAGAAGCGUGUUUAUGUGAGCAUAGUUUACCUCCGUCCCCUCCAAUCGUUCCUGUCGCUUGAGCAGGAGCAGAAGAUGGAAAUGGAAACAAAAGAAAGUACCAUGGAAGUCCACAUGAAAGAAAUGAUUGAUAAAAAGGAAGUUGUGGAAGCAUAUAAUGGGUCUCCUUCAAGCGCCACAGAAGUUGCUGAUAUAGUCAAUGAAGCACAAGAAGAAAUAUCUAUUGAUGGACGGCUUAUAAAGGUAGAAAAGGAAUUAAUUUUCGUAAAGAAAAAUGUUCAUGUGCAUCAUGAGGAAGAAGAAAGUUGCUCUGUUGAGGAAAUGGAGGAAAAAAUGAAUUCUCUCGAACUAUAUCUGGAAAAGAUAAACACAGACAUUGAAUUCUCAGAACUUGAGAAAUCUAAACUGAAAGAAGAAUUUGCCUUUAUGAAGGAAAAAUUGAAGGAGAAGACCAGGCACUCAAUGGACCUAGAACAGAUGCAAAAAUAUCUUAAGCACAAACUUGAAUCUGCUGAAGAACGUGCCAAAGAGUAUGAGCAAAUGUACUAUUCACAGAGUGAGGUUCUGCAAUCUGCACUUAAGUCUCAAGAUGCAUUCCAAAGCGAGUUGGUUGUGGCGAAAGAGGCAGUCAACAAGUUAAGUGCAGAUCUACAACUUUCGAGGCACAGAACACAAACAGUGGAACAAGAGAUGAGAUCUUUGAUGGGAGAAGCGCAGAAGGCUCUGGAGUUGCAGAAUUUGUUGGAACUAGCAAAUACUAAUGCCAAAGAGAUGGAAGUUCAAGUUGCCUCUCUUCAAGAGGAACUGAGGGAGCUACAUGGACGAAUGUCUGAUAGUGAACAAGCGGAGGUUACUCUCAGAAAUACGUUAAUAAAGCUUUCUGAAGUCGAAAAUGAGCUUAGUCUUUCAAAAGCACGUGAAUUAGAUCUGGAGGAACAGAUAGGCUCCGGGGAAAGAAUUAUUAGGGAGGUGGAAGAGCAAUUAAAUUUGACCAGAGCCUCGGAAGACAGACUGAAACAAGAAAUUGCAGCUUUGCACAAAUCAUUUACUGCAUGCAAAGAAGACCUUCAGUCAAAAAUAACUGAGUUGAGCGAGUUAGAUUUAACGUUCAUUGAGGAGAGGAAGAAGAUAAUGCUGCUGGAAGGCAACUUAAAGAGCCAAGAAGAACGGGUCUUAAACAUUGAAGAGGAACUAUCCAUUAUGACUAGAAUGAAAAUAGAUGCAGAAACUACCGUAUCUUCAGUUAAUCAGGAGAUGCAUCAGAUGCAGAAAUUAAUCCUUGAUCUUGAAAAUAAGCUGAGAACAUCCAUUCACAAGAAUGCUGAAUCAAACUCCUGCCUGGAACAGGCUAUGUCCCGUUGUGCUGAAUUGGAGCUAAAGCUGAAGACUCUUGAAGACCUCCACAUUGAAUACGAACUUAAAGCUACAGAUGCUAUAAAAUUGAAUCUUGAGUAUCAAAGCAUGCUUCAAGCGUCUAAUGCAGCAAGAGAAACAGUAGAAUUAAAUUUUAAGGUAACUGAAUCGGAAUUGAUCCAUGUGAGGCAAAAGAAACUAGAGCUUGAAGAACAGCUAGAUUGGGCUCAAGCAAGAAGUUCUGAGACAGAUAAAGUUGCGAAAGAAUUCCAAGAGAGAACUUUCGAGCUGUCUGAAAUGCUAGGAAAGGUCGAAGAAGAAAACAAGAUUCUAAAAACCCAAAUAUCAGAAUACAAAGAUAAGCUUAUGUGCUUGGAAUCUGCUAUAAGUCAAUCUUCUCAAAGGAACUUGCAACUGGAGGCAGAGCUGAAAGUUGCAAGUGAAAGAUGUCUGGAACUGGAGAGCCAAGUCGCCACCAUUAACCAGAUAAACCUUGACCUUGAAUCCUCAAUUCAGAUAUCACAUUCCAAAGCUGAGGAUGCAGGAAGAAAGGCGAGGGAGCUUGAGCUACUACUAGAGAAUUCUGAACAGAAAGAACAUGAUCUUAAAGAGCAGUGUACAACUGCAGAAAGAAAAUAUUUGGAAAUGGAAAUUGAAUCCAAUCAGUACUCGAGAAGAUUAUCUGAACUUUCUAGCGAACUGGAGGUAUCUAUUGUAAAAAUAUCUAAUUUGGAGAUUUCUGUACGAACUGGAAGAGAAAAAGAGAUGGAAUCAAUGGAAACUAUAAGAGACCUCUUGGAAGAAAGGAAUAAGCUUUCAAGAGAGAUUGGCAACCUUGAAUUAGCUUUAGAUCAGUCGAUGCUGAAAAUCAAAGAGCUGGAAAGUGACCUGACUGUUUCCAUGGAGAAAUCUGUGGAAUUUCAGGGCCGUGCAGAUAUUACUCAUCAGCGUUGCCUUGAGCUUGAAGACCUAAUCCAUAUCUCAAACUCCAAAGCCGAGAAUGCAGAAAGAAGGGUGGCUGAACUAGAAAUGCUGAUGAAAGAAUCAAAAGCAAAGGAGCAUGAGCUUCAAAAGCAUAUAGGAUCCGUGGAAGAAAAGUUGCUGAACUCAAGACAAGAAUGUGAAACAUAUGCCUCCAAAGUUUUGGAGCUUUCACAAACCCUGGAAGUUUCUCUAGCAAAAGUGUCAAGCUUUGAGGUUGCUCAAUCUGAGACCAACAAAGCAGAGACUGAGUUGAAGGAACAUUUGGCUCAGAUUACAAGAGAGAAGGAAAAUUUUGAAAAGAAAAUGAUGCAUUUGGAAUCCGAAUUAAACAUUUCACGUUCAAGGAACUUGGAGCUAGAACAGGAGCUUCAAACGACUACAGAAAAAAUUACUGAUUACGAGAAUUCUGCAAACACAACUCACCAGAGGUCCCUGGAGCUGGAAGGCCUCAUGAAAAUGUCAAACUGCAAAGCAGAGGAAGCAGAAGCAAAGUAUGAAAGAUCUACUUCCAAAGUCGACAAAUUAUCAAAAGAGCUAGAGAUUUCUUUAGAAAAGGUGUCAAGUUUGGGGUUUGCAUUGCACGAAGCAAACACAAGAGAGACCACUUUGAGAGAACAUUUGGCUCUGGUUUUGGAAGAAAAGCAGAAAAUUGAAGACAAAACUGUGCAAUUGGAGUCUGAACUAGAUCAGUCACAUUCACGGACCUUGGAGCUAGAACGAGAAGUGAAAGUUGUUAGGAAGAAAAUUAGUGAACAAGAGGAGCUUGCAGUCAAGAACGAACAGAGGUGCCUGGAGCUCGAAUACCAAAUCCAAGUAUCUGAUUCCAAAGCCAAAGAGGAAGGAAAAAAGGUGGAGGGGCUUGAGCAGAUAGUAAAAACUUUAGAGCAAAAGAGCAAUGAUCUUGAAGAACAUUGCAGAUCAAUGAAAACAAAGUAUGUUGAGGUGGAAGAAGAGUGCCGACAAUAUUCCAGCAAGACGUCUGAAGUUUCUGCAGAACUGGAUGUUUCUUUAGCAAAAAUACUCAACUUGGAGGUUUCUUUGAAAAAUGCAAAAGAAAAGGAGAUGGAGUUAAUGGAAAAUAGAAGGGAGCUUGUGGAGGAAAGAAGUAAGGUUUUAGAUACGAUGGGCCAUCUUGAAUUGGCAUUAGAAAAUUCACGCCUGAAAAUAAAGGAGCUUGAGAAAGACUUGACAGUUGCCAUGGAGAAAUCUGUGGAAUAUGAGAGCCGCAUCAAUGUAACUCAGCAGAGGUGCCUUGAGCUUGAAAGCUUAAUCCAGAUCUCAAAUGCCAAAGCAGAGAAUGCAGAAAGAAACUUAGCUGAACUAGAAUCACUUCUGAAGAACUCAAAGAACAAGGAGCACAUGCUGGAGAAACACUUAAAGUCAACAGAAAUCGAGUUGUUGAAUGAAAAAGAAGAACGUGAAAGAUAUGAAGCCAAAGUUGCAAAAAUUUCUCAAGAACUGGAUGUUUCUUUGGUUAAACUGUCGAGUCUGGAGCAUGCAUGGCAUGACUCAGACACAAAAGAAAUCAAGUUUAAGGAACAUUUUGGUUUACUUAUGGAAGAGCAGGAAAAAUUCCAAAAUAAGAUAAAGGAAUUGGAAGCUUACCUGAAUAAGUCAACUUCGAGGAACUUGGUGCUAGAACAAGAGUUGAAAGACGUUACAGAAAACUGUAAUAAGUACGAGAGUGAUGCCAAAACAUAUGGCCAGAGAUGCCACGAGCUCGAAGACCUCAUCGAAAUGGCAAACUCCAAAGUGGAGGAAGAAAAAGCAAACCAUGAAAGAUAUGCUUUCAAAGUUUCCCAACUUUCUGAGGACCUGAAAGUUUCUCUGACAAAAGUAUCAACGCUAGAGCUUGCGUUACAUGAUGCAAACACAGAGGGAACUAUGUUAAAGGAACAGUUGGUCCUCGUCAUGACAGAGAAGGAGAAAUUUAAAGAUAGAAUGAAGCAGUUAGAGUUUGACCUGGAUCAUUCAUGUUCAAGUAGGUUGGAGCUAGAACAAGAAUUACAAGUUGUUAGGAAAAAAUGCACUGAACAGGAGGGACUAAUCAACGUGAACCACGAGAUGUGCAUUGAGCUUGAACUCCAAAUCCAAAAACUGAACUCCAAGACAGAGCAAGAAGAAAGAAAGGUGACAGAUAUUGAACUACUAUUAAGGACAUCAGAGCAGAAACAAAAUGAACUUGAAGAGCAGUGCAAUUCCAUAAAAACAAAGUACAGUGAGGUAAAAAUUGAACUAGAACAAUGUUCCAGCAGGUUAUCUGAAGUUUCUGUGGAACUAGAGGCAUCUUUAGCAAAAAUCUUUAAUCUGGAAGUUGCUUUACAAAAUGCACAAGAAAAGGAGAUGGAAUUGAUGGAAAGUGUAAAACAGCUCCUCGAAGAAAGAAAAAGGUUUUCGGAUGAGAUUAGCCAACUUGAAUCAUGUUUAGAUCGGUCAAGAUUGAAAAUUAAGGAGUUAGAGGUUGAUCUGGUAGUUGCAAUGGAGAAACGUGUGGAACAGGAGGGUCGUGCUAACAUUACUCAAGAGCGAUGCCUUCAGCUUGAGGAACUUAUGCAUAUAGCACGCUCCAAAGCAGAAAGUGCAGAGAAAAAGGUGGCUGAAUUAGAAAUAUUGCUGAGAAAUUCAAGAGAUAGGAACCACGAGGUUGAAGAGCAUAUAACAUUAAUAGAGAGAAAGUUUAUGAAUGCCAAAAGAGAACAUGAUGAAUAUGCUUUUAAAGUUUCCGAACUUUCACAAGACCUUGAAGCUUCUCUGGUAAAAGUUCCGAGAUUGGAGCUUUCACAGUUUGAUGCAGACACAAAGGAGGCCGAUUUGAAGGAACAUCUGGCCUUCAUUAUGACAGAGCAAGAAAAUUUCAAAAAGAAAGUCAUGCAAUUGAAAUAUGAUCUGGUUACAGCAGCACAGGGAAAAAGUGAAGAUGAGUUAUUGAAAGCUAAUCUAGACAAAUCCUCUUUGAAACUGGAGAUAGAACAGGAACUCAAGGUUGUCACAGAGACAUGCAUAGAGCAUGAGGUUCUUACUGACUUGAACCAAAGCAUCUGUAGCAAAACUAAAACAAAGAAUGAAGAUCUAGCUGAAACAGACCUGAAACUCACUACUGAGAUAACUUCAGGUCAAACCCAAGUGUCCGAGUUACAGAUACAGAGCUCACCUGAAACAGUAACCAACAAAACGGUUCACCGUAUUCAUGCUUUCAAGAAUACCGAUGAUUCCUCAGAAGGACAUGAAGUUGACAGACGGCAGCACGAAUCUCAGAUAUCUUCACACAGUCUACAGCUAGAGUUGGAACCACCAGAAGAUCAGACCAAGGAACGGGAAGAACACAUUGUUCUGGUGCACAAGGAGUUGGAAGAAGAAAAACUCACACCAGGUCAAACUUCCGAGUCUGAAGAACAGAUAAGGGGCAUCGACAGUGAGCUGCAACAUGUGACUGGAGGAACAGAGCAAAUUUCUGAAGACUCGGGUAUUGAAGAACCAUCAUCAUCAGCAACAAAAAAGGGCAAAGGAAAGCACAAGAAUUGGCUACUCAAACAGUGGAAGCAUAUCCAUGGUUGAGACUCCUAUAAGCAGUAGAACUGUCUUGUUGUAUCCUUCUUCUACUUGUCUUCAUUUCUCGUUUUGCCGGAUUGGGAGCAGUGUGUGCGGAUGUUUUGAGUACAAAUUUUGACUACCAUGGUUCCCGAAACUGCAUUUUAUUUAGCAAAUUGGCGGGAGGACUGUAGAUGUUUGUAAAUGUUACGUAGGAAUUUGGUCUCCAUUGGACAGAGUUAAGGGCGUGUAAAAUGGAUCUGAAAGUUUUUAGCCUGUGCCAUUAUUGCGUUGAGAAGCUUCAUUUAAAACUUGUACUUGCUUGUGAUCAUCAGUCGAUGGAGACAGAAGAAUGAUCAUAAGAUUGAAAUUGUUUGUGUAUUCUGGUGUCUUACGUGCUUGCAUCUGAAGCUGCUGAAAGCAGUACUGUUGUCAAAAUCGGUUGGCCUCAAACGGCUAAUUCCAAUCAAAUGCAAACCUAUUCGAUUCAAUGCAUGGUCCGAUUCAAUGGGGACGCAUUUGCA
Nymphaea colorata (pocket water lily) is the source of this 6586-nucleotide messenger RNA. RefSeq lists its product as uncharacterized. The coding region runs from base 120 to 6089 and encodes 1989 amino acids. The record is from RefSeq and is a predicted model, not a curated record. Lineage: Eukaryota; Viridiplantae; Streptophyta; Magnoliopsida; Nymphaeales; Nymphaeaceae. The transcript is spliced from 6 exons.